Messenger RNA from Gastrolobium bilobum, 1945 nucleotides. Its product is annotated as protein RDM16-like. Gene Ontology annotation, biological process: mRNA splicing, via spliceosome. Gene Ontology annotation, cellular component: U4/U6 x U5 tri-snRNP complex. Lineage: Eukaryota; Viridiplantae; Streptophyta; Magnoliopsida; Fabales; Fabaceae. The record is from RefSeq and is a predicted model, not a curated record. The transcript has 6 exons. The annotation marks the transcript as partial.
AAGAGAGAGAGGGAAGGGAAGGGAGUGGUAGAGGAAAAGAGUGUAUCUCCCAAACCCUAAAAUGGACGACAGAGACAAAUCCGAUAAGAGAACCAGAGAUCGCCACUCCGACCGCGACCGCGACCGCGACCGCGACCGCGACCGCGACCACAAGCAUCGCGGCGAUGACAAACGACAUCGCGAUUCCGACGACCACCGCCACCGAGAUUCCGAUGACCACCGCCAUCAUCGAUCGGACAGGAAUCUCAAGCGCGACCACAAAUCCAGGGACAGGGAAGACAGAGAAGGAAGCAGGGAUAGGGAUAAGGAUAGGGCUUAUGAAAGAGAGGAUAGAGAGGGUAGCAAAGGUAGGAGGAAGCGUGAUGAAGAGAGGGAAGAUUCAUUGGAGCCGCGACACUCUUCUCAUUCUCAUAAGCGGAAAGACAGGGAGCACAGCGAGGACAGGGUGUCGGAGGAUAAGAAAAUUAGGGUUUCUGACGAUAGGAAGGAAGGGAGGAGAGAACGGAGGAAGUUUGGGGAUAAAGUUAAGAAGGAAGAAGAAGAAGAAGAUCAUGAUUACGACGAUGUUCGAGGCAUUCAAGUCAUUGUUGAUGAGGUCAAGGUUAAGGAGGAAGUCACUAAUGGUGCCCAUGGCUCUGCCAAAGGCACUGCUUCAGUACAAAACGGCAUUGCCUUGGGAUCGCCUGCUGUGGCGCCCACAAGUGAGCCCGAGACAUAUUUGGCCCCUCCUCCUUCCUUUCCUAUCAAGGUAUCUUCGAUUUCUACCACAAAUGAAAAUAAGGGCGUUAGUAUUACCAGGUCUCAUGAGGUUACUGGAAAAUCUAGUACAGAUGGGUCAUCUUCAACUGCUGGAAAAACUGGAAGCCUCUCUAUUGACGCCUUAGCUAAGGCUAAGAAAGCUUUACAAAUGCAGAAGGAGUUGUCGGAGAAGCUGAAGAAAAUUCCUCAGUUGAAUAAUUCUACCCCAAAUUUGCAAGGAAGCACACAUUUGGAUUCAAAGAAUGAAUCUACAGUCCCCUCUGCUAGUGCUGGAGUAGCAUCAAAAACUGCCACCUCAGAUUCUUUGGGGCCUGUUGCAAAUAUGUCAAUUUUUCCUGCAGCUGCUGCUGCUGCUACUCAGGCAAAUCCUCCUGCUAGUGGCGCUAAUGCUGCUAGUAUUGCAACUCUACCCAACUAUGAAGCUGUCAGGCGUGCUCAGGAGCUUGCUGCCAGGAUGGGAUUCCGUCAAGAUCCACAAUUUGCUCCACUAAUAAAUAUGUUUCCUGGCCAGAUGGUAGCAGAUGUUGCUAUCCCGCAGAAACCAACCAAGGCCCCUGUUCUUCGUCUGGAUGCUCAUGGACGGGAAAUAGAUGAAUAUGGGAAUGUUGUCAAUGUUACUAAGCCAAGCAACCUUAGCACAUUAAAGGUCAACAUUAACAAACAGAAGAAAGAUGCAUUUGAAAUACUGAAACCUGUAUUGGAUAUCGAUCCUGAAUCUAAUCCUCAUUUUGAUGAAAGGAUGGGUAUCAACAAAACAAAGCUCCUGCGGCCUAAGAGGAUGAAUUUCCAGUUUGUGGAGGAAGGAAAGUGGUCAAAAGAUGCUGAAACAAUAAAAUUGAAGGUAUCCUUUGGAGAAGCUCAAGCAAAAGAGCAGAAGGCCAAACAAGCACAGCUGGCAAAGGCAAAGGCUGCUCCUGAUAUAAAUCCAAAUUUAAUAGAAAUACCAGAGAGUGUCAGAAUUAAAGAAAAACCCAAGGAACAAAUUCCAGAAAUUGAGUGGUGGGACAUGCUUAUUCUGAAAUCUGGAAGUUAUGGUGACCUUGCCAACGAAACCAUAGGUGAAGAUAAACUGAGAAUGGACAGAGUUUCAUUUUAUGUGGAGCAUCCUCGUCCGAUUGAACCACCUGCUGAGCCUCCACCACCUCAACCCCUCAAGCUAACCAAGCAAGAGCAGAAAGAACUCAGG